Molecule: messenger RNA, 1304 nt
Organism: Sinocyclocheilus rhinocerous
Lineage: Eukaryota; Metazoa; Chordata; Actinopteri; Cypriniformes; Cyprinidae
Product: opioid growth factor receptor-like protein 1
Exons: 7
Coding region: 88-1236 (382 amino acids)
Cellular component (GO): membrane
Molecular function (GO): opioid growth factor receptor activity
Source: RefSeq, a predicted model, not a curated record
CCGAACGCCAGUUCCACAUCAUAUUAAAGCUCGAUCCUGAGCCGAACGAGGACUUUAAACUAUGUAGGCACAGUGGACAGGGUUUAAAUGGGCAAUCUGAUGGGCAGCUGGAGAUACAAGGAGCCGAGCACAGUGGAAGAAUGCGACUCGACGUGGGAAACGGACUCGGAGAGCGACGAGCAUCAGCCGGGAGGAGAGGAGGAGGACAGCGGCAUCUCCGAAUCCAUGAGCCCGGCGGAUGCAGUCAGAGGAGCCGAGCAGCUGGAUCACGGAUCACCGCAGUUUGGUGACAUGAUGGAGUCCUCUACUAGGAUGAAAAGGAGCUUUUAUGCCGCAAAGGACUUGUACAAGUAUCGGCACAGUUAUCCGAACUACAAGGAGCUUCGUCAGCCGAACGAAUACCGCAAUCUGAGGUUUUAUCUGAAUAAGAUCCCCCUGGUGCCGGAUGGUAUUUAUAUUGAAGAAAUCCUCACUAAAUGGAGGGGCGACUAUGAAAAAUUAGAGCACAAUCACACAUACAUUCAGUGGCUCUUCCCACUCAGAGAACAAGGCCUAAAUUUUUAUGCUCAAGAACUCACUCAGGAUGAGAUAAAGGUAUGCUUGAAAUGUUUUUUAGCCAAGAGACGCUUCCUCCUAGCAUAUACGAUCAUGUUGGAUUUCUUUGGAAUCAAGCUCCUGGAUAAAAACGGGAAUGUGGCUCGGGCUCUAAACUGGCAAGAUCGCUUCCAGCACCUGAAUGAGUCGCAGCACAAUUACCUGCGUAUUACUCGCAUUCUGAAGAGUCUUGGUGAACUGGGCUUUGAAAGCUUCAAGCUGCCUCUGGUGCAUCUGCUGUUGGAGGAGGCGCUGGUGGAGGGCACUUUACCCAACAUGCGUCACAGCGCACUGGAAUACUUCGUCUACACACUGCGCCAACACGCUCAGAGACGCGCCCUGCUCCGCUUCGCCCAGCGCCACUACCAGCCGCCCGAGAACUUCAUCUGGGGGCCACCCAAGAAGAAGCGCAUUCCAGCCUCUGGAUCCACAGUGAUGAAGGCAGGAAAAAAUGAGGUGGUGGAGAGGAGUGUGGGCAAAGCCAGGUCACCUAGGGAGGGCAGAAAUAACUUAGAGAGAGAGGCGGACGACAUGGACGAGAGGAAGAGUGGAGAGUGGAAAACAGCAAAGGGGUCCAUGGUCCUGCAGGAGGUUAGGGGAAGGGUAGAUCUAGAAGAAUACAUUGAGACCAUUCCUCUGUAAGAAUAUAAAGAGAGGGAUUCUGGGAAUUCUCGAGUAGCUUAAUCUGAGCUUAAAGUUAAGUAAAAGAA